AAAAAAUAUACUAAAAACCUUGAUUAUUCUGGUUAGUCACAUUGUACUGCUAUUAUUUUGAACAAUACUGUAUAUUUUGCUGCACUGAGUGUUUCAACUACUCUGACGAGUCCUUCAGUCCCUGCUGCUGAAAAACAGCCCAAAACACAAGUCUGCUACCAGCACACUUUACUCUGUUGAGAUACUGCAGGUGAUGAGCAGAGCUGGUUUCCUUCAAACAAGACACUUAGAAUCUGUAGGGUGUUCUUCUGAAACAUACCACUAUCUCCCUGGUCUUCACUUAGCAAGUUUGAACCUGCUACCUAUUGAUCUGAAAUUUAAUAAUCGUACAGUGAAUUAUACCUUAUUCCAUUAGCCAGACAUAAUGUUUAGACUGUAGCUGAAGAUCAACGGAAGAUGAGUUGAGUAUAAUACAGAUCUUCUUUUCAGCCCUGACCUGGCCCUCCGAUGAUGUCCACAUACUUUUAAAAUAAUCUACUUUUAAAAGUAAAAAACUUUUUACUUCAGUGAUAUGCUUACAGGUUAUACAUGCUUACUUAACGAUAAGCCUCUGCACCAUACUUGCCCCACAAACAGGCCUUGAAGGAGUAGUUCACUUUAAAAUGAAGAUUAGCCCAUUAUUUACUCUCCCUCAAGUCAUCCAAGGUGUAUGUGACUUUCUUGUUGAUUGCAAUUCACUCCCAUUAUAAAGCUCAGAAACAUCAUGGUGUUAAUUAAUAUAACUCUUAAUGUAUUGGUCUGGAAGAAGAAAGUCACAUACACCUAGGAUGACUUGAGGGAGAGUAAAUAAUGGGCUAAUCUUCAUUUUAAAGUGAACUAAUUAUUUAAUAGGCCUUUAAGCUACAUGAAGUAUAAAGUGAUAGUAACUACUCAAUUAGAUCAGUUAUAGUGCUAGGAGUACUAGCCCAUGCACACGUGUAGAAUACAUAUUUGAUCAACAGUCAUUAAUUAAUUAAAUGUAUUAAUAUUAUUAUAAGGCAUUUCUGGUAAUUAAAAGUCCAUUAAUUGGAGAAAACAUUGAUAUUAAAGCACAUGGUUGCCGACACAGUUUUAGAGUUUUUUAUUUUAUUUUGUAAUGCUGGUGAAUAAUUAUACAAAUUGCAGUGAAGUUUGCUGUUCUAGACUCACAUGGAGUAUGGGUUGGGGAAAAAACUGACGGGAACGUUUUUAAUAUAUUUUAUAAGGAAAAAUAAUUUCAUUUGUGAAAAAGUUGAGUGACGUAAUUUAACCCGGGAAAACAUUUUUUUUGGCGGGAGCCGUGACGAGUUGAGUUCGUCAUUCGCGCGAGGAGACAGAUCGUCAGAGAGGUAAGUUCACUAGCUUGUUUUAUAAACUCUUAUCUUUUCAAAUUGUGAAACUUUGACCAAAUAAACAAAUGAUUGAUAGCUACCUAGAUAUACAGACCAGCAAAUGACUACAUCUGGUGCUCGCCUAUAGUAUGAAGACGACGAGUAACGAACGUUAUUUAGGUGAGCUAAAUUAGCGUUAGACCGAAGCCAAUCGUUAGGCCUGUCAUAAACAAUAUUAUUGUCAUUUUAAGACAAUUUUGUGCCACUUAGUAUUUAAUCAUAAUAUAAAAGCAUAAUAAUAAAAUUAGGCAUAACGUUAUACACUUUAAAAAGACAACAACCAUUUAAUUAUUUUGAUAAGUGGUGUCAAAAAAACACUGAAUGAAAAAAAAAACUUAAAUAAAGAGUAAAUAAUCAUUGUAAAAUAAUAAUACUAAUAAAAAAGCGCAAAGUACGUUACAAGUAGAGAAGAGAAAAGGUGCACACUAUUGCUGAGUUAAGUUAGCGGGCAGAUGUGUGUCUGAACGAGCCUCAGCGAGACUGAUCUGAUAAUAAAACAGGUUUUUUAUGUGCACCAUUUUGCGCUGUGACGUAUUAACUUGCUCAAGAACAGUGGAUUGCGGCUUUGAAAUCGAGCGCAUUUAGAUUUGUUCUGUAACGUUAGUUGUCAUGAAAACACGAUGGCGUGUUCUUCAGCUUCUGUAGGGCGCUGUGUGUUUGAAGGAGAACACAACACCACAGCGCGAUCUGCGAGAUGUGCUGCCACUCAUUAUCAUAUAAACAUACUGGGCGAAGGAUUGCGUCACCAGACGGUUUUGAGGUCAUGUAGAUAUUGUGAGUUAUGUCGAUAUAUUAUUGAUUAUUGCGACAGGCCUAAUGCUCGCUAGUUGCAGAUAAUUUGAGAAAAAUCGAUUCUCAAAAAUGUCGACAGAACAACCGCAUGCCUUUUUCAACAUUUAUAACCCUACUAAAUUUUGAUUAAUAUGUAUUCUUUAGUCAAUUUUUUAUUUGAGAAAUACAUGUUUCGUGUGUAAUUAGCAAGCAUGAUCAAGUUGAAUUUAAAUGUAUUACUGCAUGUCAUGUCUAAACGGAAGCGAUUUAGUCCUGUGGAGGAUGCCACUGCACACAUUCUGUCUGGCAAAGACAAACCAUGCCUUGAGGAGAGAUUCAUUAACUCUCAUAAAGGUAGAGGUGUGUUUGCUAGCAUGUCCAUUGACAAAGGAUGCUUCAUUCUUGAAUACCGUGGAGAGUUACUUUCCCAAGAGGAGAGCCAAACAAGACAGAAUAGAUACAAUGAAACAGAAAAUACCUUCUUGUUUGAGUUUGAUUGGAAUGGAAGGCAAUGGUGCAUUGAUGCCUCAAAAGAAGAUGGUUCACUUGGGAGACUAGUGAACGAUAAUAACAAGACUCCUAACUGUAAAGUGAAAAAAAUUAGUGUUGAAGGUAAACCACAUCUGUGUUUGUUUUCGGUUAAGGCCAUAGCUUCAGGUGAAGAAUUAACAUACAACUAUGGAGAUUCAGACUGGCCAUGGCGUACUCAGUUGAACCAAGCAGUCCCUCACAAUGAGGAGAACAUACCAUCAGAAGACAGUACACAUUUUCCUGACAAAAUAAACUGUCCCAAGCCAGCUGAACAGAUUGGGAGUUAUUUGUCUGAACCCAGGCCUUCAAAUAGUGGUCAAUCCACCGACCACAACAGUGACCAUUCAUCCACAGCCUCUGACAUGAUGGAGAACCAUUCUCAGGUGAACCAAGCAGUCCCUCACAAUGAGGAGAACAUACCAUCAGAAGAGGGUACACACCUUUCUGACAAAAUAAACUGUCCCAAGCCAGCUGAACAGAUUGGGAGUUAUUUGUCUGAACCCAGGCCUUCAAAUAGUGGUCAAUCCACCGACCACAACAGUGACCAUUCAUCCACAGCCUCUGACAUGAUGGAGAACCAUUCUCAGGUGAACCAAGCAGUCCCUCACAAUGAGGAGAACAUACCAUCAGAAGAGGGUACACACCUUUCUGACAAAAUAAACUGUCCCAAGCCAGCUGAACAGGUAGACAUUUUUGGUUUAAGUCCAGCUCUUGAUCUUCUGAUAAGGCGUAACAGGCAUUAGUAAUGGGAAUCUUUAGUCACCUCACAAGCAAAUUCGAGAAUAAUUCUUGAUCUACCCUUUUUCCCCCAUAUUAAUUAAUCAGUUUACUGACUUGAGAAUCUUAAAUUCCUUAAAUUUACAUAACCUAACAUAAGCAAUUAAGUAAUUUUAAAAAGUAUUACAAAUUAAAAAAUAAAUAAUUAUUAAAACAGUCGUAUGUUAAGUAGUUUUGGUCGAUAUGCCCAUUUUUCAGAUCGUCAUAUCGUCAGCCUGUGAGAUCGACGAGUUUAAUUGAACUGCUGCAUCAGCCAUACAGCGCUCCGGACCGCACGUUCAUAACGAGACCAACGCACCACCACAGAAACAAGAAUGAGAUGCAUUCUAACAUAACUGUGGCAUUUAAGUCAGUGAGGGCUCGUUUAAAAGAGUGCACAUAUAUAGGCCGUUCAGAUUACUUGUUAAAGUUGAAUGAAUUACCUUAUAUCUGCAGACGAUGUGCAUCUGUUUGAGGAUGCAGACUCUGAAACGGCCAAAACUAUGUAUUUUGCAUGCAUCACAUUAUAGUGCGGUGUGCAUGAAAAUAACAACAUGGCGGCAGAGCAAACUUAUCAUCCAUAGUGCUUCUCACAUAGUCCUUCUACCUCAUCACCAGAUAGUGUGUGUUAUAAGUUAAGUGAUCAGUCUUUAAGAGAAGGACUACGUGUGAUCCACUAUGAAUGAUAAGUUUCCUCUGCCGUCUUGUUAUUAUUUGUCUUUACUUUAUUUGUAACGCCAAGAAAGUGUUAAGCUCUUAUGUAAGAGAAGAGCGCGUUGCCGUGUACCAGCCAUUAAAUGUGUCGGACACCAACUCCUCGUUUUUUUUUUUCUCUUUCAUUUCAUGGAUUUAGUGAGUUAUCCGAGUCAAAGCGGACACCUUCUUCAGUGACUAACGUUACAGGCUCUAAUCCGCUUUUGCAUGUGCGCGUGUGUGUGUGUCAUAGACUGUAUAAAAGCAGGUGUGUGUCUGAAACGCAGUGCUGAAGUGAAAUAGCUGGGCAGUUUGAUAGCCGAAUUAUAAUAGGCCACCUAAUAAAAAUAAAUUUGGUUUUAAUUAUUGUUAUUAAUACAUUAAUAGGAGAAUGAGCCUAAUAUCGUCUUGAUUAUCGACAGAGAAAUCUGCUUACGAUGAUAUCUCUGACUAUCGUCGAAACACGAUUCUAUCGUUUAUUGGCACAACCCUAAUGUUUAGAAUUUUAAACUAAUAUAGCUUCAAAACAUAAAUAACUAACAUUUAAUUAUAAUAUUAAUUUAUCCGUGUAAUCAUGUCUAAAAAUAUAUUAAUUAUGUCUACCAAGCUCUGAUAAUGUAUGGAAUAUUAUAUUAACAGACUAUCCAAAUGUUAAUAAAACAGCAGGCCUAUACCUUCAGAAACACGGAUGUGUCUGUCACUUUUUUAUAGUAUGGUUCACACAGAAACGAAAUUAGUCAUAAUUUACCCAGGUUGUUCUAAACCUGCAUACAGUUCUUUCUUCUGCUGAACACAAAAGAUACUUUGAAGAAUGUGUCUCAAUCAAACAGCUGAUGGUUGUAACUUCCAAAGUAAGGUAAAAAAAAAAAAAGAAAAUGUCAAAAAAAAACAUUGGGCACCAGAACCGGUUUGGUUACCCACAUUAUUUACAUUUUUUCUUUUAUGUUAAACGGAAGAAAGACAUUUUCAGGUUUAGGUUAACGUGUUGUGUAAACAAUCUUUUUAACUUUUUUGGGUGAACUGUCCCUUUAAUUCAGACAGUCCACCGUGAUCAACUGAAAUGCAUCACUGCAAACCUUGCGUUCAUCAUUAGUUACUUGACAGACAAAUUGAUAACUUUCCCAUUCAGCGCUCCAUCUGGAGAGUCUUGUGUUAAGAGGGCAGAUGUUAGCUUCUAGAUGUGUUAAACUGCGCAGGUUUGUUGAACGCAUGCUGCGCUCGUGUGAAAGGGCUUUAAAGGCGCGCGUUCUGGAGACUCCAUCGCUAUGGAAACAAAGAUGCCAAAAUCAC
This is a messenger RNA of Carassius auratus (goldfish), 5390 nucleotides long. RefSeq names its product SET domain-containing protein 5-like. Gene Ontology annotation, molecular function: histone H4K20 methyltransferase activity; protein binding; transcription regulator activity. The transcript is spliced from 9 exons. Gene Ontology annotation, biological process: regulation of transcription by RNA polymerase II; regulation of DNA damage response, signal transduction by p53 class mediator. Bases 2333 to 3394 code for a protein of 353 amino acids. Gene Ontology annotation, cellular component: polytene chromosome; nucleus. Lineage: Eukaryota; Metazoa; Chordata; Actinopteri; Cypriniformes; Cyprinidae. The record is from RefSeq and is a predicted model, not a curated record.